AUGGAUCUCCAGGAGAGCGAUGAAAGUUCGUGGAUUUCGGCGUCAUCUGAUGAUGAAAUUUCUAAAUCAUCGGAGGAUAGUUUCUCCAUACGCCCUCUGAACGAUGAGGGGGAUGAAGAGUUUACUUCAGGGGCAGAAAGCGUGGAAAUUUUAGAUGUUUUGGAGCCGCAUGUGUACGACCCGGACGCAGAGGAAUCGGGGGAAGAGUCUGACGAGUCGGCGGACCAACUUGCUGAUUGGAGGAGACUUUGUACUCCAGUGACCAUAUCCGACUGGUGCAAGUGUGGUCCGAACUGCCAAACCAUGCCCAAGGAGAAAGAGUGCAGGUGCUGUCGGGAGUAUGGCCAGACAGUUCAUAAGAUGGAGGAGGCAGAAGAUGUGACGGGGGUCCUACCAGCCUGCAUCACCGAGCAUCCUGGGUUUUACUCUGUCUGCCUCGACCCAUGGAACCUCCAGAACGCGUGGAGUUUUUACAGGCAGCAGUACGGGGGAAGGCUGUCGAGGGACCCAGCCAUGUAAAGUAUAGACAUGUUGCCUACCGACAACUUAUCAGAUGGUGUUGGGGCCCUGUGGGAAAGGACAACCGUAUCGUUUUGCCUGCCUGCGCAGUGGCCUGCAUCAGAGCCCACCACCCCCCGCCAGAUGAGGAGGGUUACGUUUUUAAGGGGUUCAAGAGGAGUGCCAAUGAAAAAUUACCAACAUUAAGGGACUAAUCUUUAUUAUCAUUUAUUUUUG
This is a messenger RNA of Lineus longissimus, 735 nucleotides long. RefSeq lists its product as uncharacterized. The transcript is spliced from 2 exons. The record is from RefSeq and is a predicted model, not a curated record. NCBI's taxonomy places the organism in Eukaryota, Metazoa, Nemertea, Pilidiophora, Heteronemertea, Lineidae. Bases 1 to 519 code for a protein of 172 amino acids.